AUGCCUCUGCUGAACUUGGCCCCUCCCUGCUCUGGGGACAACUGUUCGUCUCAGAGCGAGUCCAAGGCCUACUGUUACUCCGCUCGUAUCCGCAGCACCGUGCUGCAGGGGCUGCCCUUCGGGGGGGUCCCCACGGUCCUGGCCCUGGACUUCAUGUGCUUCCUGGUGCUGCUGUUUGUGUUUUCCAUCCUCCGGAAAGUUGCCUGGGAUUAUGGACGUCUGGCUCUGGUCACGGACGCAGACAGGUGA
Knipowitschia caucasica is the source of this 249-nucleotide messenger RNA. The record is from the annotation of a GenBank genome assembly. NCBI's taxonomy places the organism in Eukaryota, Metazoa, Chordata, Actinopteri, Gobiiformes, Gobiidae.